Molecule: messenger RNA, 1125 nt
Organism: Solanum tuberosum (potato)
Lineage: Eukaryota; Viridiplantae; Streptophyta; Magnoliopsida; Solanales; Solanaceae
Exons: 7
Coding region: 1-1125 (374 amino acids)
Source: RefSeq, a predicted model, not a curated record
AUGAGUCAACAAGAGUCUUCAAAAAGAAACAAAAGAGCAAAAAAUAAGACAUAUGCUAAACCUGGAUCAUUAUCAUUCUUGGCAAAUAAAAAACGACGGUUAUUGACAACAAAUGAAAUUGUUCAAGCUAUAGAGUCAGAGAAAGGACAUCUGCUUAAAUUGAUUGAACAACAACCAGAAGCACCACAAUCUGAAGCUAAUGGACAAUCUGUAGAGGAGCAGCCUCUUGAGCAGGAACCUAUAGAGGAUCAAGUGCAAAUGAACUCUGUCACUCCUCCAACUGGUGAACAACCUGAAGAACAAUCUGAAGGUGUUUCCAGUAAAAACAAAAUAGGUCAAACACAAAUGCAUAAUGUACAUGCACGAAAAGAGCGUAAACUGAUCUUAUUGAAUAAGCUAAAUCAACCAGUUGGUCCUACUGAAGACGUUGUGACAGAGUUAAGUAGCUUUCUAGGUACAUUGGCAAGAAAUGCGACUCUUUGCCCAUUUGAUAUAUUUGAUUGGAGGAGCAUGGAUACUAAAAAGGAUUUAUGGGAUUAUACUAAGGAGAAAUACAUUAUUCCUGAAGCUGCAAAAGAUUGGGCUUUGGUAACAAUUCGAGAGGCUUGGAAAAGGCAUAGACAAGCUGCAAAAGAUUGGGCUUUGGUAACAAUUCGAGAGGCUUGGAGAAGGCAUAGACGUGACUUGAAGAUAAAUUAUUACGAUCCUUAUGACAAUGAUGAAAUUCGAAUGGCAAAAAAGCCUGGUCAUAUUCCAGAAUGUCAGUAUAGAGAGCUCUUUAAAUAUUGGAAGUCUGAGAAAUUCAAGCUUGUUACUUCUUCCAGUGUGAAAAUGUCUGAAACAAAUACUAAGAACCGGAAAAAGCUGAUGAAUCCACACACAGCAGGCAAAAAGAGUUUUGCUUUAAUCCGCAGUAAAUUGGAAAAAGAAAAGGAAUCUGUAUCUGCUAAGGAGCUCUUUGUGGUCACAAGAACAAGAAAACCUGAUCGUUUGUACAAGGCAUCAAAUGAGAACACAACUAGUAAAAUUGCUGAAAUGGAGGAAAUUGAAAAGCAAAUGAGCACAAAUGGUCAGUCUGUUGAUGCAUUUUCAGCUGUCAUGGGUCCUGACAUCCGGGACAUCUAA